GUGGGCACGGCUCAAAUGUCAAACGCGGCUAUUUCGUCAACAGAGUCGUAGCGCGGUAGUUGGAUUUUAUAAAAUAACAACAAAUAUUGUUUUAGUUUACAAAAAAGAAAAUGGAUAUUAAGCGAUAAAACUCGAUAUACUGCUUUACAUUAUAUAACAUUAUUGUUACUUAUCGUGUGUUGGAGAGAACAUUACCUCGCGUAGUUUUUGCGAAUCGUUUGAUAUUGAUUUUUAUUCUUCGCCGGUUUUAUAACAUUGUUAGAAGUUAACUAUAUAACUUAGCGCACUAUCAUUAAUUCUAUAAUAAGACUUAAGUGUUAUUUACAUGUUUGUUAUUGCCAAGUGAUAAACAUAUAAACUUUCGACCCUGCAUUGUGUUGUAUCGUGGGAAAAAAUAGAAAAUAAGAUGAAGAAAGUUGAAUCCCCCCUGGAUGUGCUGUCACGCGCCGCAACUAUGGUGCAGCCUUGUCCAGCCUACCCGGCAAGUGAUUCGGAUGGUUUUGAAUCUCCGAGCACCGCCUCUAGUGGUGAGUCGGAGGGAGAUCGUACGCUGUCUCCCGAGGCGCCGCGCGCGCAGACCAAGGAGCUCACCGGCAAGUGGCGGCGGGAACGACGCUCCACGCGCCAGCCCGACUAUAGACCGAAGGAAAAUGGAAAAAUGGCGUUACGGUCGCAGUCAUUCAACGAGCGACGCAACGUACAAUCAAUUGCGCGCGCUCAGCCUCACAGCGACGGCGAACUAUCUGAUGAGGUCGAUGAGGCGCCGGCUAACCUGGCACUCAAUGGUAAAGCUCCACCUGAGUAUCCCGGUAUGAAACAUGAAGCACCCAUCGACAUGAGGUUAAGAUCGAGACCGGCACCCCCGCCCUACAAUAGACCUUCAGUUAUAAAGAGCAAUGAUUCUCCGCCUGGUUCAAUGUCGAUGUGCGAUCCCGUAAUAGACGAGCACUUCCGUCGUUCACUCGGCGACGACUACAUGAACUUGUUCAAAAAGAAUGCCCCAGAUUCGCAGCCUGGCCCCAAACCCAACACAAAAGACCGAGCUAGCAGCCCCAUACAGUUCAAAAUCGAUGAAGAGCAGAAACCAGCAAAAAUUAUCGCUAUGGAAGUCGACGACGCCAGUCUUUCAGUAGACGAUCAUUUCGCAAAAGCCCUCGGAGACACCUGGCGUCAAAUACAAACGUCGAGGUUAAAAGAAAAUGAAAAGAACACGUCUAAAGGUGGAGUCGACGAUCAUUUCAGCAAAGCCCUAGGGGACACAUGGAAAAAAAUUAAAUCCUCUAAACUCAAUAUAGAUGAAGAUAAAAAAGACCAAACCAAUAAAAUUAUUACAAGGAGCGGAGUCGUUAUAUAAUGGUUGUAUUAAGCACUGAAGGGUCCAGUUUAUGGUUUUACGGUUCUAACUGUAGUAUCAAAAAAUUACUAAUUUAACCUGAAGUUCGCCUAUAUUUUGGCUC
This is a messenger RNA of Melitaea cinxia (Glanville fritillary), 1457 nucleotides long. It is a transcript of the gene Tgi, whose product is annotated as transcription cofactor vestigial-like protein 4. NCBI's taxonomy places the organism in Eukaryota, Metazoa, Arthropoda, Insecta, Lepidoptera, Nymphalidae. Gene Ontology annotation, biological process: negative regulation of DNA-templated transcription. Gene Ontology annotation, molecular function: transcription coactivator binding. The record is from RefSeq and is a predicted model, not a curated record. The transcript has 6 exons. Bases 407 to 1354 code for a protein of 315 amino acids.